AUGGCGACCACUACCUUCCCUGCUCCCCUCCUCGCCGGUGGCCACACCGCCAUCAACUACUCCUCGCACCCCUACCUCGUUGAGAAGAUCGUGUCGUACUGCGACCGCGACACCCUCCUCGCGUGGCGUCGCGCGUCGCGCACCUUCCUCGACCAGGUCGACCGCCAGCUCUACACCCACCUCACCAUUAUGAAGGUUGAGCAGGCCUCGCCACAUGCAGCCAUCUCGAUCUUCGAGUACCAGGACGACGAGUGCCGCCGCCUUCCAAUCCUCGACAACACCGUUGCCCUCGUCGACACCAACAAUGAGGAUGUGAAGAACAACACGGUCCGCCUCCCGCCUGACAACCGCCAUGAAGCCCAGCUCUUCGCCGCUCUCGACCAUGCCCGCGUGGUCGACUACCACAGCAAGUGGAAGGACGUUGGCACGCUUGCCGCCAGCUUCCGCAAGCUCGAGGCCGUUCGCAUUCACCAUAUCCAGACGGAUUGCCCGGGGGCCACGCCCGGGUCAGGGUUCCCCUUCUGCGCCUUCCGCGCCUCAACCGUGAUCGUCUUUGGGUCGCUGGUCCUCCCGCUUCCUGCUUGUUUCAUCCCUGGUUACCAUAAACCGAAGCAACCUGGCAAGAUUGUCCUCCACCCCGGGCCGUACAGCUUUCAAAUCUGCGUUGGCGGCCACGACAUGAAGAACCUGUACCUUUGGGACCACCCGACCGACCUCGUUAUUAUCGUGAGCUCGUUCUGCACCUCUUACAAAGGGGACGAUUGGAUGCCAGGCUGGGGGUGCUUCCUCAACACUCUGUUCGGCACCCUGCUCGCCGCCCUGUACGGCCCUCACCACCCCAAGAAGAUUGUGCUUGUCGACUUCCUCCUCGCGCUGCAACUGCGUCAUGCUCGCGAGUUUGGCAUUUGUAUCAACACCGUCGAACGCCUGGGUUUCAAGAUCCUCAACCCCAAGUAUUGGUUCGCGAGCUACUGGGCGGUGCAGGACGACGCACACGUCUCCCACACCCACGCAUGCUCGAGUGACAAGAAUGAGAACGAUUGGGCGGGUAUGGGGUCCGAUGGCAAGAACACGGUCAUCAGUUGCGAAAACUUCCAGGACACAGACAUGGGGCACGCUGGCCCUUCAAACGAGUUCGAUUCGAUUACUCUGGAGGACGAGGACGACGGCUCCGAGCCCGGCAAGGCCAUCCGCUCGGCCCUCCGCUCGCUUGCGGUUGUGUGCAAGCGGUCCAAGAACAUCGAAUUCGCAACCCGCAACCAGUACAAAGCUACCCUCACCGAGGAGGAGGCUGCGACCGAGUUUGAUCCCAACCCCGAGCUCAUCAAGAUGGGUUGUUGUUGA
Messenger RNA from Vanrija pseudolonga, 1344 nucleotides. RefSeq lists its product as uncharacterized. The transcript has a single exon. The record is from RefSeq and is a predicted model, not a curated record. NCBI's taxonomy places the organism in Eukaryota, Fungi, Basidiomycota, Tremellomycetes, Trichosporonales, Trichosporonaceae. The coding region runs from base 1 to 1344 and encodes 447 amino acids.